AUGCCUAGACAAACAAAAACAAAAAGAGCGAGGACAGUGUUUAAAUCUCCGCAGCUUUUAGAGCUUGAAGCAGUAUACAGCAGCUCUAAGUAUUUGGAUCGGAAGGAAAGAUUAAAUUUGGCGCUAAAGCUCAACCUCACGGAACGUCAAGUGCAAAAAUGGUUCCAAAAUCGUCGAAUGAAGUCAAAAAAAGAAAACUCAAACUACCCUGAUCUAAAAAAAAAAGUAAAAAAUGGCAAAACGAAGCAUUCCCAAAAUAUACUGGAACCGGUACAAAUCAACACCGGCGAACAAUUGCAGCAUCUCCAGCCUUUAUCGUACGAACCGCAACAACUGUUACCUACGUACCAUCAGCAAGUCGAAGUACCAUUUUACGCGGCUACGCAACAGAUUAUCAUUCCUAAACAGACACCGCAUGUAAUGAGCUCUGAAGUCCUCGUACCUUCAAGUUUCGACAACGAAAUGUACUGUUGUUCGUUUGCGAGUAAUGACGACAAAAUUGAAGAAACUGCCGUAAACAACUGCAGUGUCGAAUCAAAUAUGCUUGAAAUAAAGCAACAAGUGCAACAACCCCAGCAGCUACACCAGCAGUUCGUCCCUCAGACGCAAGAUGAUGAAUUGGAAAACUUGUUGAAUAAUUUAUUAGAUUAA
Molecule: messenger RNA, 651 nt
Organism: Copidosoma floridanum
Lineage: Eukaryota; Metazoa; Arthropoda; Insecta; Hymenoptera; Encyrtidae
Product: homeobox protein abdominal-A homolog
Source: RefSeq, a predicted model, not a curated record